CGUAUAUUUGCGUUGUUGCUGCUGUACAUUCACCAGUAAUAUGUAAGGUAGAAGAAUGAUGUCCUGCGUACAAGCAGUUCGAGCUUUCAAAAAGUUUGUUCCUCUAUUUGAUCGUGUCCUUGUUGAGCGGCUUGCUGCAGAAACUGUAACUAAAGGGGGAAUCAUGCUUCCUGAAAAAUCACAAGGAAAGGUGCUGCAAGCAACUGUAGUUGCUGUUGGAGAUGGUUCCAGAGGAAAGACGGGAGAUAUUCAGCCUGUGAGUGUAAAAGUUGGUGAGAAAAUCCUUUUACCUGAAUAUGGAGGUACGAAGGUUGUACUGGAUGACAAGGAGUACUUCUUAUUCAGAGAUGGAGACAUUCUAGGAAAAUAUAUAGAUUAGACUGUUGUUUGUUACUUUUCAAGUAUGUUCAUUCCAAUAAAAACUUGCUUUGUGUAAAUAACCUUUUUGUUAUAAUAAAUGGUAAUGUACAAAUA
Xenopus tropicalis (tropical clawed frog) is the source of this 474-nucleotide messenger RNA. It is a transcript of the gene hspe1, whose product is annotated as heat shock protein family E (Hsp10) member 1. NCBI's taxonomy places the organism in Eukaryota, Metazoa, Chordata, Amphibia, Anura, Pipidae. The coding region runs from base 56 to 379 and encodes 107 amino acids. Gene Ontology annotation, cellular component: mitochondrion. Gene Ontology annotation, biological process: protein folding. Gene Ontology annotation, molecular function: protein folding chaperone; ATP binding. The record is from RefSeq and is a predicted model, not a curated record. The transcript is spliced from 4 exons.